UACUCUUUCCGCACCAUUCAAACAUACACGCGCACCCACAUACAAUUUUCACGCUCACUGAACCGCUCUAACUCGGGCGGGCUCGGUCAGACGCGCCGAACGUACAGUCGCAGCUGGAGCCUCCUAAGCAGGCCGGCUUUAAACAUUACAGAAAUUAUCGCAUACGACAAUUCCAUACAGCACAAACCGCAUCGACGCCUCGCGCAUUGGCCCGACUCAUUGCAAGUCACUUGGCCGCCGAGCUGACUCAACACCACAGACCAAACGAAGUUCCCAUACGUAGGCGACCCGUCUGAUCCACCGCCCGCUCUGCCGGGGUGCCGCGGCGCUGCUUCGUCCUAGGCAGGGCCGCCGCGUUCGGUCGCCCUUCACAUAGUCGUCGUGCAGAAGUGGUCUGUCAUCGGUACCCCAGGCUGUGUUCCAGACGUGCAACUUGUACCACCGGGCCAGUGCCAUGGGCGUUACCUCGUGUUGGCUGCCGGGCAGCCUGCCGCUGCGCCCCACAGACGAUGCAAACGGGCCGCUGGUGACCACGCCGGUCAUGCUGCACGUCAUGCUCAGCACGUGCCACGUUCCUCCGCCGCCGCUGCGGGGCCCCGCGGCGGCGGCAUCUGGUGGGAGGGGCAGGACGCGGCUGCGCGUGCGCGGCUUCGUGUGUGUGACGAGGGAGCCGCAGGAGGACCGCUGUGCCACCUGCCACAGCUACUGCCUGCACAACCCCUUCGCAGCAGCUAUGAAGGCAGCGGCGGCAAACGAAGCAGCAGCAGCAGCAAGGGCAGGAGCUGUAGAAGCGGACGCCGCAGGUGCGGAAGAGGAGGCUGACCGCGCAGACGACUCCCUGCCGAACCCACAGCCGCCGCUGUUCCGGCUCCGCUCGCCGCACACGGGGCGCGUCUACCCGCUGGCCCUGAGUGACGAGGAGGCGGGCCUGGGCCAGACUGGCACGCCGGAGGACGGCGGCGGCCUGCACGGCGAGCUGGAGCUGGAUGACGCCGACGCCACGUGGGAGGAGUUUGAGCUGCACGUGGCGGGCUUCCCCUUCUACUGCUUGGUGCUGCCGUACGCACACCCCGGCCCGCGCCAGCACGGGAGCCAGCACCUGCAGCACCAGAGACCGAGGUUCCCACUGGGAGCGCCAUCUGAGGGCGUCGGGACCGUGUGCGGCAGCCUGUCCGCGCCGCCACACACUGGCGCCGCCGCGACGGGUGCAGCCGCAGCCACAGCCCGGCCUCGCGCCCAGCCCUCCUCUGUGCCUCCAGCCACCGCGCAGCCGCCGGCCUACUUCGUACUGGCGCCGCGGCACGGCCUGUCGCCGGACGCGCUGGCGGCUGUGCUGGUGCCGCACGUGGCCUGGCACACGCAGCUGGGCUUCACGCAGUACCUGCUGUACACGGAGGAGCCGCCGGGGCGGCUGGCGGCGCAGCCGGCGCUGCGGGCGCUGCUGGCGGCGCGAGUGCUGGUGCUGGUGCUGUGGGACCUGACGCCGGCGUUCUCGGGGUCGCUGCUGGUGCACGAGGCGCUGAAGCGGGAGCGGCCUGGCAGCCUGCGGCGGGCGUACUGGCACCAGAUGCGCACGUACGACCACGCGCUGCUGGCCCACUGGCACGAGGCGGGGGCGGUCAUGGCGUUUGCGGACCUGGACGAGUACCUCAUCACACCCAGGCCCACCACCGUCGCGGACCUCUUCCGUACCUGUGGGCAUCAGCCAGGGAAAGGGACGGGUGAGAACAAGGACACGCCCGACAGAGACCCACCCCUGGGCGCAUUGCGGCUGCCGCGUAUGGACGGCGCCUGCAGCACCUGUCUGCACACCGUCACAGGCGCCAACACGGAGCCGCAGCACUGGGCGGCGUGGUGGGCGCGGCACGCCGCAACUGCUGCACUGGAGGCGCUGGCUGCGGCUGCGGCUGCGGCUGCCUCGCAGGCGGCCGCACCUGCUAGCAGGUCAGCAGCAGCGGCACUGGCAAAACGGUCAGGAGCAGCAGGCACCUCGCAGCUGCUGGGCUGGGCGCAUCCCAUGGCGGCGUACGACAUCUGGGGCAAGAGCGACUUGCCCGACAUGUGGGAUCAGAAGAGCAUUGUGCUCACGGAGGCCGCGGGCUUCACCAGUGUGCACUCGCCGUUCGUGUACCCGGGCUUUGGCGCGUACGGCCCCAUCUACGAGGAAGCGGAGGUGCCGGGCGCGUGUGCAGUGUGGCUACACAUCACCAACCAGGCCAAGGUGCGGAUCGAGGCCCUUCCCUUCAAGUCGGCGCUGCCCCCGGGCUACAGCUGGCCGCUGGAGCGGAUUGCUGCGGCGGCGGGUGGCGGGGCGACAGCCGGGCCGCAGCUUGGGCGGCAGGGGAGGUCAGCGGCGGAGAAGGUGCAGCUGCUGGGGCGCGAAGGAGAGAGGGCGGGGCGGAGAGGCGGCAGUGGACGGGUGGGGGGUGGACGGAGGUUGCAGGCACGGCAGAGGUACAGAGGAUAGCGGCGAGAGGCAAAUGGAUGCCAGGUCGUCUAGGCAGUGAAAGUGGUAGGCACUGGCGAGGUUUGGAUGCGUCGUACGGACC
This is a messenger RNA of Chlamydomonas reinhardtii, 2549 nucleotides long. RefSeq lists its product as uncharacterized. The transcript is spliced from 5 exons. The record is from RefSeq and is a predicted model, not a curated record. NCBI's taxonomy places the organism in Eukaryota, Viridiplantae, Chlorophyta, Chlorophyceae, Chlamydomonadales, Chlamydomonadaceae. The coding region runs from base 455 to 2467 and encodes 670 amino acids.